This is a messenger RNA of Metarhizium brunneum ARSEF 3297, 3747 nucleotides long. RefSeq names its product Protein transport protein sec31 (gene sec31). Gene Ontology annotation, biological process: intracellular protein transport; endoplasmic reticulum organization; endoplasmic reticulum to Golgi vesicle-mediated transport. Lineage: Eukaryota; Fungi; Ascomycota; Sordariomycetes; Hypocreales; Clavicipitaceae. Gene Ontology annotation, molecular function: protein binding; structural molecule activity. The record is from RefSeq and is a predicted model, not a curated record. Gene Ontology annotation, cellular component: endoplasmic reticulum exit site; COPII vesicle coat.
AUGGUGCGCCUUCGAGAAGUGCCACGAACGGCUACCUUUGCCUGGUCUCCGGGCUCAGGAAAGCCUCUCCUGGUGACUGGUACUCGUGCCGGUGCGGUGGACGCUGAUUUCUCAGAUGAAAGCAAAUUAGAGCUAUGGGAUCUUUCCCUGGAUGAUCAACUGCAAGGGUUGGAGCUCCAGCCAUUAGCCAGCAUCACCACCGAGUCUAGAUUUUAUGACAUUGCCUGGGGAUCUGCGGAUUCCGACCAUCCAAAGGGUAUCAUUGCCGGCGCACUCGAGAAUGGUUCCCUCGAGCUCUGGGACGCCGCGAAGCUUGAGGCUGGUGCUCCUGAUGCGCUCAUCUCACAGACCAACAAGCACACUGGUGCCAUCAAGGCUCUGCAGUUCAAUCCUCUAAAACCACACAUUCUGGCUACCGGCGGAGCCAAGGGCGAGCUGUACAUAUUCGAUGUCAACGACAUUGAGAACCCCUUCAGACUGGGCAACGUUGCUGCUCGAUCUGACGAUAUUGAAUGCCUGGCUUGGAACCGAAAAGUGUCACACAUCUUGGCCACUGGCGGGGCCGGAGGCUUUGUAACGGUAUGGGAUCUGAAGACGAAGAAGGCUUCACUCACUCUCAACAACAACCGAAAGGCCGUAAGCGCCAUUGCUUGGGAUCCGAACAACUCCACCAAGCUCCUGACAGCCACCCCCGAUGACAAUACGCCAGUCUUGCUGUUGUGGGACUUGCGCAACUCCAAUGCCCCCGAGAGGACUCUUCAGGGCCAUGAACAGGGCAUUCUGUCGCUUUCAUGGUGCAGCCAAGACAGCGACUUGCUUCUGUCUUCUGGUAAAGAUAACCGCACGCUAGUCUGGAAUCCUCAAACGGGCGACAAGUACGGCGAGCUGCCCGAGAUGACAAACUGGACUUUCCAGACUCGGUUCAAUCCUCACAACCCCAACCUGUCUGCCACGGCCAGCUUCGACGGCAAGAUCACCAUCCAGACCCUGCAGAACACCAACCCAGACACGUCCCAGACCCCAGCGGAGAAGAACUUGGAUGGCGAGGAAUUCUUCCGAGCCGCCCAGACGCAGCCGCAGGGCGCAUCUUGGUCUCUCAAUAAGGCACCCAACUGGUUCGAACGCCCCGUUGGUGCUACGUUUGCGUUUGGCGGAAAGAUUGUCAUCUUCAAGGCCAACCCAUCGCAGCCUGGACAGAAGCGUUCCUCCAAGAUUGCCAUUGCCAAGUUCUCUGCUGAUGCUGAUGUCUCUGACGCAAGCGCAAAGUUCCAGACCGCACUCGAAUCCGGCGAUGUUGCCGCUAUUUGUGAAGAGCGUGCUUCGCAGGCUCACACCGAGGAAGAGAAGGCUGACUGGAAAGUAAUCGAGACGCUUGCUGGAGACAACCCUCGAGGACAGAUUGUUGAAUAUCUUGGUCUCCAGGAGAAUGAGCUUGUCAAUGGUGAAUCAAAGGCUGACGCCGACGCCGAUGAGAAAAAGACUGAUUCCAAGGCUGACGAAGAGGGCGAGCAAAAGAGCAAGGAAGUUUCCGAUUUCUUUGGUGGAGAUGAGGGUGAUGAUUUCCUGUCGAGUGUUGCAGCUACCAAGGGAGCCAAGACUGACAACCCGUUCCACCUGUUCUCUGAUGGUGACACUUCUGUUGAAAAGAAUAUCACCAAAGCGUUGAUGUUGGGUGACUUUGCCAAAGCCACCGACAUCUGUCUCAAGGAGCAGAGAAUUGCAGACGCCUUCUUGAUUGCCAACUGCGGUGGCCAGGAGCUCGUCGACAAGGUCCAGACCGCUUACCUUUCCCAAAAGAGCGGCAUGCCUAGCUACCUGCGUCUAUUGGGAUCUGUCAUUGCGAAGAAUCUCUGGGAUGUAGUUUAUAACGCCGACCUUGAGAACUGGAAAGAAACCAUGGCAAUUGUCUGCACCUUUUCAGAUCCGACCGAGUUCCCUGACCUUUGCGAAGCUCUGGGCGACCGAAUCCAGGAUGGCGGCUCGAGAAAGGAUGCAUCUUUUUGCUAUCUUGUUGGCUCAAAGCUGGAAAAGGUUGUGUCCAUCUGGGUCGCUGAACUCGAGGAAGCUGAAAAGGCCGGUAUGAAGGAGGCUACUGGUGGCUCGACUUUCUCUGUCCACGCUAAAUCCCUACAGAACUUCAUUGAAAAGGUGACUGUAUUCCGACAGGUCACCAAAUUCCAGGAUAGUGAACAAAGCCAGACUUCUGACUGGAAGUUGGCAACCUUGUACGACAAGUACACUGAGUAUGCUGAUAUCCUCGCCAGCCAUGGCCAGCUGGAAGUUGCGCAGAAGUAUCUCGAUCUCUUGCCAUCCAGCUACCCUGCCGCUGAAAUUGCUAGAAACCGUGUCAAGCUGGCGACCAAGAAGCCUGCUGCGCAAGCUGCGACGCGCCAAACCACCACCAGACAGGCCACGUCCAGCACAGCAAGCAGGGUGCAGCAGCCUACCCUUGGUUAUGGUACACCUCAGCCAGCUACGACCGGGUCGCCUGCGAACCCUUAUGGCGGCCUUGGCCAGCCGCACGCUCCCGUCACUCAGACACAGCAGUAUCCGCCACAAAACCAGUAUCAACCUCAGGGUUAUCAACCUUCUAUGGGAUACCAACCUACUACUCAGCCCGCUUAUGGGGGAGGUAUGGUGCCUCCACCACCUAUGGCAGGCGGCCCUCCUCGAAGCUCUUCGUCCACGCCCUCUGCCCCCCCUCCGAACAGAGCUAAAAGCGCGGAGAACUGGAAUGACGUCCCUCUGGUGACCAAGGCCAUGCCUAGGAGAUCUACACCCGUUGCUCCCAUUACUUCGCCCUUCCCUGGAUCGACAAGUCCAACUGCAGGCUCCAGUGCGCCCCCGACUGGACCUCCUCCGCCUGGUGGUUACGGACAUGCAACAUCAGCGGUACCACCUCCUCCUAGGGGUGCGGCUCCUCCUCGAGUGCAGUCGCCGCUGACGGGGCAGACUCAUGGCAUCCCUCCUCCCAGGCCGUCAUCAACCGCCAACCAGUACGCACCUCCUGCACCACAGCCCGGUGCCGUUCCGUCGCCAGUUCCCCAGGUUGUCCCUCGAACAGCAUCUCCUUAUAAUGCUCCCCCUGCUGGCGCACCUCCAUCAAACAGAUAUGCUCCCAGCCCGGCUGCCCAGCGGCCCAACCAGCCUCCUACGUCGGCCAUGCCUCCCCCUCCCUCCGCCGGCAGCCGACCACCACCUCCAGCAAACCCCUACGGAGCGCCUCCUCAACAGACACCUUCGCCAGGCCAGUAUGCUCCGUCGCCAUACGCUCCCCAGCAAGGUCAGGCGGCUGGCCCCCCUCCUGCCGGUCGUCCUCCGUCUGGACCACCACCUUCCAACCUCCCACAGGCUACACCGCCGCCUCCCAAGGCCGCCGCGCCUCCAGCAAAGGCCAAGCAUCCCGCCGGCGACCGUUCGCACAUCCCGGCUCAUGCUCAGCGUUUAGUUGACGUUCUGAGCCAAGACAUGCAGCGCGUUGCGGCCAAGGCGCCUGCCACCUUUGCUGCCCAGGUCAACGACACGCAAAAGCGACUGAAUCUGUUAUUUGAUCAUCUCAACAACGAAGAGCUCGUUCAGCCGGCCACUAUUGACCAGCUCACACAAUUGGCAGACUCUAUUCAAGCAAAGGACUAUGCCGCGGCGCAGAAGCUGCAAGUUGAGAUUCAGAGAGACAAAACUGAAGAGUGCGGCAACUGGAUGGUCGGUGUCAAGCGUCUCAUUAGCAUGAGCAAGGCUACUCCCUAG